GCUCGACCAAUCGCGAGGGAGCUUUGAGUCGGCGAGUGUCCAUGCCAUCCUCCAUGUUGAAUGUCUCGGUUCUCGCCCGGACUGAGUCAAACAUGGUCUCCUUAGUGAAUAUAUGAUAAUAAGUGCACCGAAAAUGUCCUCGAUAUCGCAGGGCUUGGAGUUCCUUGACCUGGAUGGGGUGGGAGAGGAUGUCAGCCAAUACCUGGUGGCACUCUGCCGGGGGAAUAACCCUGCUGUGCAGGUGCUGGCCACCGAGUUGCCUACUGCCCCUCGGAGGGUUGGGGCCACCUCAGAGGAACAGGCAGCCUCCUCCCCUGCUCUGUCACCAUCCCCACAAGUAACAACUGCCGACAAGGAUGUGGAGGAGUCUCCAAUGCCUAUGGACCAGACCAUUCCUGACAUUGGCCAGGAGGAGUUUGCAGGACCAGGGACUUUCCUCCCUGAUGGGGGCUUCGUUGGCGAUGGUAAGGUGAGUGUGAUGGCUGACUCUCGACCACCACCACCACCACCCCAGGCCACCUCCAUCACCAGCACCACUAUCACCACCCCAACCACCACCACCACCACUGCUGCAGCUGCCGCACUGGCCACCUCUGUGCCUGCAGAGAUAGUCCCAGUCAGGGACUUCAACGUGCCUCCACCCAUUAUCACUUCGCAGAACCAGCAGGGAGCUCCACAGGGAGGCCAGCAGAUGUUCCAUCAACCUUAUCUGUCAGCUUCCCCUAACAAUCCCCCAAUAUAUAACCCACAUAUGCCCCCCCCUCCACACCCACAGCCUCCGCCUAAUAACUUGUACACUCAAAUUCCACCACCUACUGUUUUGCCACAUGGAGCAACUGUCUAUGUCGCUAACUGUCAUGUCAACCUCUCCCCAUAUAAUGGAGGGCAGGGGCAGGCACCUGUUAUCACAUCAAAUGCUGGACCAUCUCAGUCUCCUCCAGCUGCCCCAGUCAUGCAGUCUGUGCCAGUCAUGUCUGAUCAGCCAGCUGUGCAUGUGCCUCCUGUUGUCAAACCCAUGCAUGAGAAUAAGCCAGAGUUUGAGAACAGGAGGUUUGACCAAUUCAGAGGGGGCCACCGUGGGCGUGGACGUGGACGUGGACGUGGUAAGCGCAGCAACAGUGAGAGAAGCAACUCUGUCAGCAGUGACCACUCAGGGUAUGGCAAUGAGAAACACUACACAGAUGGCAUGGGACCCCCCCAGUAUGGCCAUGUGGCUGGACCCUAUAUGUACCCAAAUAUGCAGUACCCAAUGCGUGGAGGCAAUUAUCCACAUUACCCUAGUGUCCCAGCUGCACAAACUGUUCAAGGGGUACCACUUAUGUACCAGCCUCAGCAGUAUUCCCAUUAUGUACAGUAUCAGGCUCCAAACCAGGGCCACAUUAUGCCCUACCAGCAGCAGACAAUGCCUCCUGGCUCGCAACAUCCCAGCACACUCCAGCACAUGCACCAUCAACUGCCACAUCACCAAUCUCCACACCAGCCCCCACAGCAACCUCCACAUCAUCAUCAGCCUCCGCCGCCUCUGCAGCACCAGCAGCCUCCGCUUCAUCAUCAUCAACAGCAGCAGCCGCAUUACCCACAACAUGAGGCACAGCAAGUUCAUGUACCUCAUCAGGAUCAAUUUCAUGUACCAGCGCAGCCACAGCAUCAGCAGCCUCCCCCUCCACAGUCACAGCCACCCCCCCCUCAACAGCCUCCUCCUGCAGUAUUGGAGCCCCAGCAGCAGUCACCAGUAGCUCAACACACACAGCAGCAAGCAAACUACGAACCCCAGGAAGCUCCAUUGCCAGUAGAAAGCCAAACCAAUGGGCAGUUUGUGGCCGAUUCUCAGGCUGCUGCUUCACAAUUUGAAAAUGAUGGUUCAAGUGGUGUACAGCCAACAGAUGGAACAUCAGCUUCAGCAGAGAUACCUAUUGCUAUAGCAGAAACAGAUAAGUCUAAUACCCUCAUCACACAGACAGCUGCCUUGUCCUUAGAAGAUCCUGUAGAACCAGUAAUCACUAACAUUCCUGCAGAACCUGAACAACCAGUUCCAGACAUUCAGGAGAAUAUUCCUAAUUCCACUCAACUGGUUUAUGAGGAAAACCAUGCUCCAGUCUCUCCCCCCAUAGCCAAACCAGUCACAACCCCAGACAUGAAGGAGGUUAAAUCUCUCUCCAACAAGCCUCAUUCUGCUCAGAAUGGAUUGGGUUCAUCUGGUAAGCCCCCUGUGCAUGAGCCUCAGAUUCUUAUCCCCAACUUCAAUAAAGGGAAGCACAUGCAGAAGCUGGCUGUUGACAUUACUGGUAACCAUACUACUUUGUCCGAGAUAACCUUCAUGUCGGAUGAGAUUCAACCUAAUGUUGAUCCUCAGGAGCCAGUGGAAUUUGUGCCGGUUCCUAAAGCAGCCGUGAUCAUUCCACCUGCAGUCUCCCAGAGUGUUUCCCCAGUCAAUGUUCCUUUUAAAGCUUCCCCUCCUUCAAGUGUGGAGCCUCCAGUCCCAUCAGGAAACAAGAGCAUUGCCUCCUCUUCGUGGGCAGCAAAUGGUGGGACAGUGGUAAUAGCUGGUGAUGGUGGGGUGGUGCCACCCAGUACUCCAUCAGUGGCCAGUCCUGCUCUUUCAGAAGUGAACAAGAAGGAGGCUGUGAUGCCCGAGAUGGCAGCCAGUGCCCAACCCGGCGGAGCUUGGGCUCAGAAGAAGAGCUGGUCCCAGUUGUUCAAGCCAUCCGAUGAAGGAGCUGCCAAGCAAGUGGCUUAUGUUGCACCCUUCAACCAGGAGACAGAGAAGCUUCGGGAAGAGGCAACAGAGAAGGCCCCUGACCAGCCUGUGUCGGAAGUGGAUCUGGAUAAGGUCAAAAUUGGAGGCAUGCUGCGAGAGUACAACCAAGACCACCGCCAGGUUGCUCUUCAGCCUCGAGGACUGAUCAACAAGGGAUAUUGGUGCUAUGUUAAUGCUCCUCUGCAAGCCCUGCUGGCCUGCCCUCCUUUCUAUAAUCUGAUGAGAAAUGUGCCCAACAUUGCUGGGCUCAAGAAGGGCAAAUCUUCAACACCAGUUCUGGAUAGCAUUGUGGAGUACGUAAAUGAGUUUUCUGAUAUGGCUCCCAUGCUGAGGACAAGCAAGAAGGACAAGAACAAUUCCGCUGCACGCAAAGAACCAGAAAUAGUCAAUGGCCCACCAUUUGAACCAUCAUAUGUCUACAAGAUGUUGGCCUCCUUGAGUGGGGAAAUGUUUACUGAGGGUCGACAACAAGAUGCUGAAGAGAUGCUCUCUGUUGUCUUGAAUGGCUUGCACGAUGAGAUGGUGGAAGCCUUGAAGCUGGUGAAUGAGAAUACUGCAGCCUCAGGCAGCAAUUCUGUCAAUGGCUCUGUAAAUGGGGAAAAUGUAUCAGACAAUGAAGAGAUGUCAGAUGAUGAUGAAUGGCAGGUAAUGGGCCCUCGCAAAAAGUGCUGCGUGACCCGAAGGGCACACUUCUCCCCAACCCCCAUCAGUGCCAUAUUUUGGGGCCAGCUUAGAUCAGUUCUUCACCAGGCAGGAGGCCAACCCACUGCUAACCUGCAACCUUUCACCACACUACCGCUAGAUAUUCAGUCUCCCAAGGUUGAGAGUGUACGAGAUGCUUUAGAGCAACUUGUGAGCCGCGAGGAGAUCCCAGACUUUACAUGCUCAAAGACGAACCAGGAAGUAACAGUGUGCAAACAGGUAUUUCUGGAGCACCUCCCCCCAAUCCUAAUUCUGCAACUCAAGCGGUUCAUCUAUGACAAGGAUGGCGGCCUGCAGAAGAUUAUGAAGAAGGUCAACUUCCCCAUAGACUUAGAAAUAACCAAAGAAUUGAUGUCAACCAACAGUAGAGGGAAAUACUCGGCUCAGCAGAAGAAGUACAAGCUCCUGGCUGUUGUAUACCAUGAUGGGAAGGAAGCCACUAAAGGUCACUACAUCGCAGAUAUAUAUCAUGGAGGUUACACCUGCUGGUUGAGGUAUGAUGACAGUUGUGUGAAAGCUGUUCCAGAGGCCAAUGUCCUUCGCCAUGCCGCACCCAGGGUGCCCUAUCUCCUAUUCUACCGUCGUGGAGACACCAUGACAAGGCCAUCAACGAAAACCAAAUCUUGAGGACCUUGCUGAACAUCAAGAGGCCAGGACUCACAGAUUCCUCUCAUGGGAAAGAAGCCCUUCAUCCUGAGGUCUAUUGUGUGCUCAGAUCAACCAUCAUGGGAAGGGAGAAUAUGGUUACCUGGCCCCACCUAUCCUUGGUAUGUUCUGUUCUAGCAGUGCCUGGGUUGCUGGAAAGGCAUCGAAUUACAGCAACACAUGCAAGAACACCAAGAGUAGCCAGCAACAUGAAGUUAACAAGUGUCCAUAAUCUGCUUAACCGUUUGUACCCAAGGAAUGUUGAAUACUCAUGAUAAUGACACUAAUUUGUGUUAAUGGAAAUUUAAACAUUUGAGGAUUAGUUAUUUGCGUCAAGUUUGUUAUAAACAAUAUAUCUCUCUAUAGUUAGUUUCACCAGACAAGACAUAGUAAUAGGUGUUUGUUGAUGAACAUCUCAAAGAUAGAUGAUUGAACUAGAAGGAAGACUAAUUGAAAAAAAAAAAAAUUGUGUGUGCAACGAUGGUAACACCAAAUGGAAGAAUGGAACUUUUUUGUGAGCGGUUUUGUAAUAGCCAGGGAGAGUCAGAGCUAUUUACAAAUGACAAUUGACUCCAAGUGAAAGAGGUGUCAAGGGGUUUAUCCUCCUUGUAGGCUUCCAUUUUUCGUUUGGAUGGAGAGUGGAAAGUGGUGUGAUUUGAUUUAGAGAAUUACAAACCAAUUGUUGACCAAAAAAUAAAGAUAAAAAAAUAAAAUAAAAAAAUUAAAAAAAAAAUAAUGAAAAAAGAAAAAAAAAUGUGAUGACAGUGGUCAUGAGUUACACUGUCCAUUUGUGUGCUUGUAUGUCAUUGUGAUUGGGUCUCUAGGUAUAUUGUUGCAAAUUUUCAACUUCAACUCUGGGUUACUGUUAAUGACACAUGCGUGUCUUUAAAAGUGUUCAGAUAUGACCCACUUUGAAACAAUAUGUACUGAAUUAUAUGCUAUCAGUGUGGCAGAUAUGUAUUGUACAUCUGUCAAAUUAAUCUAGCUCUAAAGAAAAAAGAAAGAUGUGUACUAUUAUAAUUUUUGAAAAGAAACUGUGGCCUAAAAAUAGGAAGCAAAAUAUUGGUAAUUUACAUAUUUUCUUGUUAUGCAUAUAUGAAGAAAUUAAAUCAUAGGAAGAUAACUCUCACAACUACUGUGUUUAAUGUUAUUUCUUUGUUUAUUAUUAUUCAUGUUAUUCUAGUUAGAAAAAAGCAUUUAAUAACACUCAAGAGUGUAAAGAAAUAUCAGAAAAUGUUUGUAAGCCUUUGAAACUGAACAACAAUUAUUGUUGUAAGCCUUUGAUACUGAACAACAAUUAUUGUUGAAUGCAAUAGCUAACCAUAGCUAUAUUUAUAAAAAUUUAUUAUGAAAAUUCAUGGUUCUCAAUAUCUAUACAUCAAUACAUGUUUUAUGAAUUUCAAGGGUUUGGUUAUUUUUCACUGCAUUGUCAGUAUUUGAUUGAAAGCAGAUUUAGAAUGGUUAUUUGAAGUAUUAUUUAGAAGCUUCCAGACCAGUUAAACAAACUCUUCGUUUGAAAGUGUUUCAAGCGAAGGUAAGGAAAACCUUUUAGUGUUUGAAAGGGAUCCCUGAACUCUUCCAAGUCUUGUCGCUUGGACCAGAUCGUAAAAGGUGCCAUAUGGGCACAGGCCAAGUACGGCCACCCAGAUGGCACAACGCCUUCAUAUUAUGUAGAGAGAGAGAGGGAGAAGCUUAUAUUACUGUCCCUUUUCCCUCCAGAACUUGCUAAGUGGCUGCCACAUGUCUUAUCAUGCUGCCCAAGUCUAGUAACAGUUCUCACCUUUUGGCUUCAUGUCUGCUCUCAAGAGUCUACAAUGGAACCAGAUGUCAAGGAGGUCAUACUUUUGUGUUUAGUCACAUUGACAAGGAUUUUUUCCUCCUGUGACUACUUUUCCCUCCCCCCUCUUGCUCUCUUUUCUUUUGUCCCACGCAAUGUAUUUGCCACUUCAGCAGAGGGGGGUAAAGCCGUAAAGAUGGGUGGGGUUAGGGCUGUGCUGUCUGGGGAAAAUUAUCAUUAUUACUUAUUGUUUAUUUUUUUAGUUUUUACACUGAUUGGCUGUUCAAUACAAACUAGUCAAAGAAAGAAAGAAAAAAAGUAAAUAAACAGAAAUGUCUCCUAGGUGUAGACAAGAUUCUCAAAUUAGAAUAUGUAAUGGUAUGUAGCCUAAUGCUGUAGCUAAGCUUACUAUUAUCUCCGAGAGGAAAAUAGAAUCAAAAUUUUUAGGAUGAUAAAAAAAAAAACAGAAAACACUUGAAGCAAAAGGAAACAGUAGGAGCAGUAAUCAUAAAUAUUCAAGGUUUGUUUUAGACCAAAGCUACUUAUUACAUUUUCUAGAAAACUUUAUUUACUGAAUAACUUUAGUGUUACAUUUUGUUUGAAACGAUGUUUACUCAUCCCGUUUCAUUAACGCCUAGGAAUUUUCCUCUUUAACAUAGGUUGCAUUUUAUUUUUGUUUGUAUUUUAUAUAUUAUUUAUUUUUGGGUUUUAACCUUUUUUUAUAUACAUUUUAAGUUAUGAUUAGGAGACAUUCGAUUGCAGAACUCUGAUAAUGCAAAUAGAAAAUUGUAUUGUAUUGUAUUGUUAUUAUUACUACUACUACUACUACUACUACUACUCUUUUUAUUGAUAUUUUUAUUUAUUUUUUCAUUAUUAUUUUAGCAUUAUCAUUGGCACUUCAUAUUCAUCUUUUUUAUACUUUUUUUUAAAGUCUGACUUAAUUUUUAAGCCAGUAUCCCUUGAGUGUUUCAUCAUUUUGGCCAAAGUUGCUAGUAGUGUUUGUCUGUUGUGUUCUAAGGGUCCUUCUUUUUUAUGUAGAAAAGAGAGAGAAAAAAACCUUGAAGUGAAGAUUGUGUUGAGCCAAACCUGAACCUAUUCCCAUUUUAUGAAGCCUGAAGCGAUAGUGUUUUUGUAGACAGUGUAGAUAUCCUGUAUGCUUAAUGGAGUGUAGAGCAUCACCAUUUUGAGAAGUUAUUGCAAGUGAAUGAUGACGGUGAUGGAGCGUAAGCUUGGCAAAAUAUGAUGUAAAAGAUAACAGCUUGGAGGGAAUUUCACCCGUUUGAUCUCGUUUUAGAGUGUGUGAUGGGGCUUGAUGUGGUUCUUUGUGAUUUAUGGGAGUCUGGCCUCAUGUUCUUUCGUUCUGUUUCUGUUCUGUUACUUUUUGUUUAUAGAUACCUUAUAACUUAGCAAAAUGUGUGUAUUUACAGAUCUCACACAUUACCUAUCAUAGUACACAUUACAAUCCACAUCAUACUGUGCACAUCACCCCACACACAUCUCCCCACACAUACACUUACUUAUAUACAUUGUGUAUAUAUGUGUAUGUGCAUUUUUGUUUUCUUUAAGUGGUUACACCUUUUACUUGUUUUAAUUUCUUUCUCUACCUAAUGGUUCUCAUGCAGCAAGCUUGAGAUACAGUUUGGCUAGAACCUUGUGUCUCAAGCAGUGGCCUUAACUGGCUGUGUGGUUCUGAAGAUUGCUUUGCAUCACAUGUAAGGAACUGCUUGUAUAUACAAUAAAUUGGCACUCCUAGGUGUGCUUAAGUCCACUGCUAUCUGUACUUUUGUCUUUAACAAAGAGUCAAAUUGAGCAAUCUCUCGCUUUUUUUCUUCCUUCGGAAAUGGUCAAUGUUUUCUCGGUAUCAGAUGUACAUUGUUUAGGCUGAGAGGCACAUAAGAUCAUAGAAUACAAUUCCCAGAGAUGAUCAUCUCUUUACUUUCCAAGUCUUGAUCAACCUUCACUAGUUUAGUCAGUGAGCAGCAGCAGAUUAUCUUGAUCGGAAAUGCUUUUCUCUCCAGAGUAAACAUGCCUUAACCACUCAUACUAUUGAAAAGCAUCUAUCAGCUCAAGGGAGUUACUGCAAUUGACAUCUAUAGAGUACAUUGAAAGUCUCAACUUAAAGAUAAAUGGAUUGGCUAAUAUUAUGUGAUAUCAAGUUUCUGUUCAAGACACUUAUCCUGUUGUAAGAUAGCAUCUACACUACUGUGGUUCUCCUGUGAUGUCAGCAGGCUUGCAAUCUUUUUGCAUUUCCAUUUUAGUGAUUUACUAUCUUUGAUUUUUUAUUAUACAUUUUUAUUUAUUAUAUCUUUAAUUUUAGUUAGUUCAUCAUUGGUUUACAUGUUUUAUCCACCUGUUCCUUUUCUUUCAUCCUGUAUUAGGAGAGGUCCUGCAUCUUCCAACUAUUUGUAUUUGCUCAGAGGUGUGGCUGCCGAGUAUAUGUAAAUUGUCACACAAGUAAAACUUAGGUUAUUUUAA
Molecule: messenger RNA, 8357 nt
Organism: Penaeus vannamei (Pacific white shrimp)
Lineage: Eukaryota; Metazoa; Arthropoda; Malacostraca; Decapoda; Penaeidae
Gene: Usp10
Product: ubiquitin specific protease 10
Biological process (GO): protein deubiquitination; DNA damage response, signal transduction by p53 class mediator; regulation of autophagy
Cellular component (GO): nucleus; cytosol
Molecular function (GO): cysteine-type deubiquitinase activity
Source: RefSeq, a predicted model, not a curated record